Messenger RNA from Cheilinus undulatus (humphead wrasse), 1860 nucleotides. It is a transcript of the gene btc, whose product is annotated as betacellulin, epidermal growth factor family member. The transcript is spliced from 5 exons. Gene Ontology annotation, biological process: epidermal growth factor receptor signaling pathway; positive regulation of cell population proliferation; positive regulation of mitotic nuclear division. The coding region runs from base 255 to 812 and encodes 185 amino acids. The record is from RefSeq and is a predicted model, not a curated record. NCBI's taxonomy places the organism in Eukaryota, Metazoa, Chordata, Actinopteri, Labriformes, Labridae.
AGGAAGGCACUUUGAGCAGUGUAUGUGUGAGUAUAUUGGUCAUGGCCUCAAGCUUUUCUGGAUGGCUAUGAACUUGAAUAGCCAUCAAUGAAGGACUACAACACGAGAUGCCACUGGGGAACCUGCACAGCCUGUCCACACCUUUUUCAAAGGUCAAUGACCUCUGAGAAGGGACUGAUCCAGUUUCACUUGGAUUUGUCAAUGAAACUGAACUUUCAUUUGUCGUUUUAUGAGCGCUUUUAUCAAGUGAGGAGAUGGCCAAGGUGUACAGAGUCUGUCUGGUAAUAAUAACGGCUCUGGCUUUGUGCAAACACUCUCUGGCUGAGUGGAAUGUGACCGGGGAGUCUGCCAAUGGCACUGUGACAGACUGUCAUCAACAUGGCGACAGAAACAAUUGCACAGCAAACACAGAGGAUACAGAUGAGUGGAGCGGCCACCUGUCCAAAUGUCCGGAGGAAUUUUCACAUUUCUGCAUCCAUGGGGAAUGUCGUUACGUCACAGAACAGAAGACAGUUUCAUGCAGAUGUACGCAAGGCUACCAUGGUUCUAGGUGUGAAUUUGUGGACAUUGACUGGCUGAUAGGAGAUAAGCGGCACAUCAUUAUUGUCGGAGUCGUUGGAGGCCUUGUUUUACUCAUUCUUCUCAUUGUGUUCAUCUGCUUUUUUUCACAUCGCAGGUGCAGAUUGCCUUGGCGGCGGAGAAGACGGAGAGAAGAACCGAGGAACGGGACAGAAAAAAUUAGCAUGAUGGACAAGAGUGCAGCACACGUAAACUCAGAAUCAGCAGAGCCGGCACAAACUGAAGCUGUAUGAGAGGCUCUUUUCCAGGAUGUGUGCGACCACAAACCCAUGGACUGUUUACACACGAGGGGUUUUGUCCUUAAAUGUGACAGCUGCUGCCUUUUGUCUCACAAUGACAGCAGUGCCCUGUCCCUUCAGAGCUGGAUUGGGUGAAGGCCUGCUCAAAGCAUGGUCAUUUAUGGAUAAAGUUUGUGCCUUUCUGUGUAAGAUCAAGCCGGAGCACAGGCGUUUGGAUCCCUCCAUAAAAAGCAGCCCUGUCUGGGAGUUUGAUGAAGCUUUGGAAUACAGAAGAUGCCAUCCUGGAUUUAAGAUAAACACAAGGCUGGAGAGGAGUUUUUUCCCCAAUGGCACAGAGCCACAUCCAUUUGUAGCCUUUGCAUAAGCGCUGCUGAUAGCGAAGCGCUAAACAAAUUGUUGCUGUGUUGGAAAAACUGAGGCAGCAGCUGUCAGCCGGUGAUAACAGUUCAGAGAGUUAUAAGUAAGCAUGCAAAAGAGUUUGACGCUGAAAAAUGAGACGAAAGGGACUGACUGACUGCACUAUGUUUCUUUGAGUAAAACUUAAAUCAUUUAAAGUUUUAAAGUAGGGAAUUUAACUAGCACCAGCAGUUACACAAUGCUGAUUAAUACUGUAAUGCUGCCUCUCAAACUCCUCAACAUAAGCAAUGCAAGAAAAACUUCUAUAUACCAAACGGUGCAUUUCUGGACUCCUGGGGUUAGAGGAGGACAAGGAGAACUUGUGCAGCAGGCUUUUUUGAACUGUAUAUUUGGAGCCGAGCAGCGUCCGAGCUUAAGGGGCAGAACAGCUGAUCCAGUGUGUGGAGGCUCCGAUGAAGUGAAAGUGUUCCACUGUUUGAGACAGUGAAAACUGCCAGCCUUUCACCGGGCUUUUAAUGUGCAUCUGUGUUAAGAUAGAACAUAUAAAUGUAGAGUGAAGAGAGUCAGUGAUGUCCGUUCAAAUGGCACUCAGCAAUAAACAAAUCUACUGUUAAAGUGCUGUCUGCGGUUACUAUGACUACGGAUCAAUGCAAUAUUACCACCCCAAUAAAUAAACAACAGCGUA